CCGCCCGCCCGCCCGGCCCACUGGACUCCGCCAGCAUCAUCUUUCCAAUCUUUCCAGCUUUAUGCUGCUUUUGGGGAUUUCAAAACAAUAUGACUUGGACGCAAAAAUUCCUUCUUUCGCCCAACGACGAGCUAUGAUGUAAUAUGAGCAAUCAAAGAUGAAGCAUGAGGCUUCUCCAGAAAUGCCCCGAUUUGGCUAGAACAAAACCAGUAUACGACCUUCAUGUUCUGGAGGUUCGCCAUAUGGGGAUAAUUGUUUGCAGGAAUCACAGCCACAUGGACAGCCUGCAAGAUCGGCAGCUGCUUGAAAUAACCAGAGGCAUAUUCAACCGGUUCAAGAAACACUUUUAACCAGCUCGCCAGGCUCGACUAAAUUCCUCCCAGCUGAUGCGAUCUCUGCGUUGCGGUUAUUCUGUCAGGAACACAUGAAAUAGACGUUCACUGCUAUGUCCAUUAUAACUAGGCUCCUCACGAAUCCGCCCUCCCAAUUUAACCUUGGGUGGUCAUUAAUUGCGAUAUCUAUACUAUUGUUGAUGAUCCCGAACGUGUGUUGUUCAAUGUAUCGCGUCAUCAACUCUCCCUUCCCCGGACCGAAAUUAGCCAAGUUCACCCAAUGGUGGUUCAGAUGGCAUGAAUUGCGAGACGGGAUUCUGAACGCGACUCACCGUGCCCAUCGAAACUAUGGUCCAAUUGUUCAGCUUUCCCCGAAAAUGGUCUCCUUCUGCCAUCCAGAUGCCAUAAAGGAUAUUUACACCGGACCCCGGGGGGGACUGGACACCACUGAUCUUGUUUGGUUUUUUGAGCGGUAUGGCUCGUCAAACGUAGUAAGCACCGUUGACGCAGAAUUACAUUUACUUCGCAGGAAAAAUGUGGCUGGCUUAUAUUCGAGCCCGGCUGCUGCAUCACCAGCUUUCCAGGCCCACAUCAGAACGACUAUUGACACAUUCAUGAAUGAGAUUAAAGUGGGAGCAAGUCCAGGCCAGCCAUCUUCCUGGACUGUUGAUAUGUUUCCUAUGAUGAGGUGGUUAACUGCUGAUAUUAUGAUUGGGUUGACGUACGGACCUGAAAGAUCACUCAAUCUACUGACCAACUCCGACUCAAGAGCUCAGAUGAACGAACUCCUAACCCCAACAUUGGAACUAGUAGCCAGCCCGUUGGCAGCUGUUUUCCAAUGGCUUCCCCUCCCCAUCAUGAAACUCUUAUCGCCGUUGCUCAACCAAGGACCAAACCUGGCCAAAUUCGGCAUGAUUUUGGUGCAAGAAUCCCUCAAGGCCCUGCUGCCUCCACAAUCGAAUGACGAUGAAGGGAAGGCAAAUACCCACCUCCAACAUCUCCUUCGCCUUUUCAAAAAGAAUGGCCCCAGCCCAGCCAUUCCGAACAUCAAUUACAUUGCCAGCGAUACUUUGGAUCACUUCUCAGGUGGCACCACCACAACCGCCGAUUUCCUCUCCGCACUACUCUAUCACCUUUCCCUCCCAGAAAACAAACACCACCAAGACAAACUUCGCCAGGAACUCCAGGCCUUCACCAGUGGAACCUCCCCUACUGCAUCUACGGAACACAUCCCCCUAUCACAGCUACAAACCCUCCCAUACCUAAAUGGGAUUUUACGGGAGACACUGCGCAUCAGCCCGCCAAUCCCCUUCAGUCUCCCAAGGCUAGUGAAAACUAAGGACCAGGACGUUUCCGUCUUGGGUAUGAAGAUAGAUCCAGGGACCAUAAUCUCCAUCCAACCAUACACGCUCCAUCGGGACCCAGAGACAUUUCCCAACCCAGACGUCUGGGAGCCUGAACGCUGGCAAGUGCCCAUUACGUCCCCAGCGCACCGCCAGAUGCAGCGAAUGCUUAUCCCGUUUGGCUAUGGACAGCGGAUGUGUACGGGAAUGAGCGUCGCGUGGGCUAUUAUGCGCCAGGUAACGGCCAGGAUAUAUCUGGAAUAUGAAACAUCAUUAGAUGAGGGCGUAUGGUUUGAGGAGGAGAGUGUCCUGGCUUCCAAGGGGGGAAUAGGGAUACAGGAGAGACAGAGGAAGAAGAACAACAAGAAGAAGAAUUUGUUUCCUGACGGAAAUAUGCAGCCCAUCGUGUUUAGCAGAGUGUAACAGGGGAAAGAGGAUCUUCGGCCAAUCUUUCAUUAAUCCUCUCAUCUGAUAGGGCGAAAGGAUAUAAUGGGAAUCAAGGAAACGUUCGACUGGAUCAUAAAGGAAGGGGUUUGAAGAAGUAGUGAACAACUAACAGCCCGGCCUAAUCAUUUACAUAUUUUUGGCAUCUCCUCUCAAUCCCACUUAAAGGGCAAUAUUAAAGUAUAUACUGUAUUAUACAACUCCUAUAGAGAUAGAUGAAAUCUUCAUCAAUGAUACAACCACAGAAUGCACAUUUACCAUUCAUAAAAUGGAAGAUGGAGCCUAUCAUAGGGUUUCCACAACCCGUCGUCAGCCUCAGAUUUCAUUUCCCAAGACAUGGUCAAUUGAUUAUAUAUUUU
Molecule: messenger RNA, 2478 nt
Organism: Blastomyces dermatitidis ER-3
Lineage: Eukaryota; Fungi; Ascomycota; Eurotiomycetes; Onygenales; Ajellomycetaceae
Exons: 6
Coding region: 446-2098 (550 amino acids)
Molecular function (GO): monooxygenase activity; oxidoreductase activity, acting on paired donors, with incorporation or reduction of molecular oxygen; iron ion binding
Source: RefSeq, a predicted model, not a curated record